Molecule: messenger RNA, 1550 nt
Organism: Styela clava
Lineage: Eukaryota; Metazoa; Chordata; Ascidiacea; Stolidobranchia; Styelidae
Product: quinone oxidoreductase-like protein 2 homolog
Cellular component (GO): mitochondrion
Molecular function (GO): oxidoreductase activity
Source: RefSeq, a predicted model, not a curated record
CCCGCCCAAAGCGGGACGUAUGGUAAGCCUAAUCAUAAUGCAAAAUCCAUACUUCCUCCAACUCGACCUAUCAUUAACCUUUAACCCUGUAAUCGUUGAAGUGUGCAAAAGUAAACAGAUUGCCGCAUCUUGCUGAAUCAUCUUUGGUUUGCUUUACUUGCGGCUAGGAAAUCAGCUGAGUAUGUCACUUCGCGUUGCUAAUUUAGCUACCAAAAUGAUCAGGUGCCCGCCAGAAGUAAUAUUACGUCCAUUGGCGAGGGGAGAUCAUGUCCAACGAAGGCUUUUAACGCAAGAGAAUGUUGCUUCUACAAUGAAAAGGUUUUAUCGCACUGCUGUCUGCACAGAACUUAAGAAACCUAUGAUCAUUUCACAAAAGGAAUCAGAAGAUGUCGAUUUGGAUCAGGUCCGAAUAAAAGUUGAGGCAGCAGCUGUAAACUUUGGUGACAUCUUGACUGUUGAAGGAACUUAUCAAGAGAAAAUAGAACCUCCUUUUACACCAGGAAAUGAGUUCUCUGGUAUUGUAACAGAAGUCGGUCCCGAAGCUAAAAGAAUUAAACCUGGAACAAGGGUUUGUGGAAUGAGUUAUGGAAACGCAUAUGCUGAAGAAAUUAUUGUCAAUGAAGGGGCAGUGUUUGAAAUUCCUGAUGAAAUGAGUUACGCAAGCGCAGCUGGCUUUGUUGUUUCUUAUGCAACAGCUAUACUGGCUCUUGAAAAGAAAGGAAGAAUAAAGAAAGGAGAGUCGAUACUUAUUACAGCUGCUGCAGGAGCAGUAGGAUUGGCUGCUUUAGAUCUUGCGAAGAAUGUUUAUGGAGCCGAAGUAUUUUGUGCUGCAGGUGGAGAAGAAAAAUGUCAAUUUUUGAGACAAAAAGGAGCAACUGCUAUAGAUUACAAGAAAGAAAACAUUCGUACAAUCGUCAAAUCAAUCAAACCACGAGGAGUUGAUCUUGUGUUCGAAGUUGUGGGAGGAGAUGUUUUUAAAGAUUGUUUUAGGAGUAUGGCACCAGAUGGAAGGCUUCUUAUAAUAGGAUUUGCAUCAGGAAAGCAUCCAAUGAUACCAGCAAAUCAUACUUUGGUCAAAAAUGUAUCGGUCAUUGGAAUUUAUUGGGGAAGCUAUAGAGGAAUUGACCCACAAUUAUUCAUGUGGACAAUUACUGAAGUAUUUAAACAUUUCAAAGCUGGAAAACUCAAACCUCAUGUUGAUAAGACAUUUAAAUUAGAACAGGUGAAUGAAGCUUUUGAAUAUAUCAGAGCAAGGAAAAAUAUCGGCAAAGUUGUAUUAGAAAUGACAUGAAUCUUAUCACGAAGGUUUACCGCCUAAAUUGAAUAACGUGAUUCUACAACAAGAAUUGAUUAUACCACUAAUUUUUAAUACUCUUCAUGUAACAGACCCAGAGAUUUUCGGGGAUAAAAACUAUCAUUUACCAAAUUUUUCAUGACAUUUUACUGUGCAAUUUUCUACUUUUAAUCAUUCAUUAUUCCUUGCUAUAUUAUAUAAAUAUGUGCUUGGCAACCAAUCACACAAAUCAAAUAUAGAAAGUUACUAUUUUUAA